AUGGCCUCCCCGCCGAGGGGAAGCCCUCCUGAAGGAAGAGGGUCAACCAGGGGUGAAGAUGCAGGGACAGCGUUUUGGGAACGGGAAGAUUUCUGGAGACGACAUUGGGAAGUCAUUCUACCAAAGGAUCAAGUUACUAGAAACUGGUGGCUAAGGGCUGAGAACACAUAUAUCGGAUACUUUCCCGCAGAAUUGUUUUCUGGUUACUUUCUUUAUGCGGAUCAAGGUGGUUGGACUGGUAAAACAAUUAGUGGCGACCUUCCGAGUCCUCCAAUGGGUUCUGGGCACUUACCAGAUGGCAAUUAUCGUCAUUCAGCAUAUAUUUCACGAAUGGCAUUUAGAAAUCUAGAGAGACAAGAUGUUGUACCCCUUACAGGUAUGCUAGCUCUUGAUGCUGACAGCCCCCAAUGCUACAAUGUGACAUGGGAAAAAUAUGUUGAUGACAACCUACAACAUGUUAUAGAGUUUGGGGGACCUUGUGGGAAUUGUGGACCAUGA
Molecule: messenger RNA, 498 nt
Organism: Lotus japonicus
Lineage: Eukaryota; Viridiplantae; Streptophyta; Magnoliopsida; Fabales; Fabaceae
Exons: 2
Coding region: 1-498 (165 amino acids)
Source: RefSeq, a predicted model, not a curated record